GACCGCAUCAUAACCUGUAGAGCCCCCAUUGAGAAACACUAGUCUAACUGAACUAGCACAUUAAAUGAAUGAAUGGAUUUACAACAUUAAGAUCACCUUGACUGAACACCAAAUGAUGUAGUAGCCUACAGUAAAUCUGCAUGACCCUAGUAACCUUUGUUUAAAAGAUUUAAUCAUUUGCUUUGAUCAGUGUGUUAAAAGCAUCAGUGCUGCAUUGUAUUCAACAACUGUGAGGUGUCAUGCAUAAUAAGAUUGCUCACCUAUAAAACCCAAUGGCAUCUGAAUCUACAGGGCCAUCAUCAUUUCUUCUGAGACCUCUGUUCAAGCAUCCUCUCAACAAGCAUGGAGUGUCAUCUGAAGAACAUCGUCCUGAGACCUGGAGAUCAAUUUAAAGUACAAGGAAAAGUUGCCAGUGAUGCAGAGAGGUUCCAGAUUGAUCUUGGUGCUGAUGAGGACAACCUGGCCCUUCACUUUAACCCACGAUUUAAAGAGGACGACGCUGCAAUUGUUUGCAACUCAAAGCACGAAAGCACUUGGGGUGAGGAAGAAAGGCAUGACAAUCCAUUCCAGAGAGGUGCAACUUUCAAGAUUUUAAUCAAGCUCACUGACAAGCUUUUUGAGGUUGAACUGCCCAAUGGAGAGGAGCUUACGUUUCCCAACAAAGAAGGCAUGGAGGUCAUUAACUACAUUAGGGUCAAGGGUGACUUCAAGAUCACCUCUUUCAAGCUCAUUUAACACUGGAGAUGGCUCUGAACUCAAAAUGACUAG
Molecule: messenger RNA, 768 nt
Organism: Engraulis encrasicolus (European anchovy)
Lineage: Eukaryota; Metazoa; Chordata; Actinopteri; Clupeiformes; Engraulidae
Product: galectin-1-like
Exons: 4
Coding region: 343-735 (130 amino acids)
Molecular function (GO): carbohydrate binding
Source: RefSeq, a predicted model, not a curated record